Molecule: messenger RNA, 1731 nt
Organism: Amaranthus tricolor (Joseph's coat)
Lineage: Eukaryota; Viridiplantae; Streptophyta; Magnoliopsida; Caryophyllales; Amaranthaceae
Product: trans-cinnamate 4-monooxygenase
Exons: 3
Coding region: 72-1586 (504 amino acids)
Biological process (GO): lignin metabolic process
Molecular function (GO): trans-cinnamate 4-monooxygenase activity; iron ion binding; heme binding
Source: RefSeq, a predicted model, not a curated record
CCUACGAGGCUCGACAUAAAACUCACCCAUCUGCUUCCCUCCCCCUAAACCCAAAUUCGAUCCAUUCAAAAAUGGAUCUCAUCUUCCUCCAAAAAGCCUUAUACGCAAUCUUAUUCGCCAUUAUAGUAGCAAUCACAAUCUCCAAACUCAAGGGUCGCAAAUUCAAACUCCCACCCGGCCCGUUACCCGUACCCAUAUUCGGUAACUGGUUACAAGUGGGUGAUGAUUUAAACCACCGCAACUUAACCGAUCUCGCCAAAAAAUUCGGCGAUAUUUUCCUCUUAAGAAUGGGUCAAAGAAAUCUGGUUGUCGUCUCAUCCCCUGAACUCGCUAAAGAUGUUCUCCACACUCAAGGUGUCGAAUUCGGAUCUCGGACCCGAAACGUCGUAUUCGAUAUCUUCACCGGAAAAGGUCAAGAUAUGGUGUUCACCGUAUACGGCGAGCACUGGCGUAAAAUGCGACGGAUCAUGACGGUUCCAUUUUUCACGAACAAAGUUGUGCAACAAUACAGAUUUGGUUGGGAAGCGGAAGCGGCGGCUGUUGUAGAGGAUGUGAAGAAGAAUCCGGUUGCUGCAACAGAUGGGAUUGUAUUGAGAAAACGAUUGCAGUUGAUGAUGUAUAAUAAUAUGUAUAGGAUUAUGUUUGAUCGGAGAUUUGAGAGUGAAGAUGAUCCUCUGUUUAAUAAGCUUAAGGCGUUGAAUGGUGAAAGGAGUAGAUUGGCUCAGAGUUUUGAGUAUAAUUAUGGUGAUUUUAUCCCUAUUUUAAGACCAUUUCUUAGUGGUUAUUUGAAAUUGUGCAAGCAAAUUAAGGAUACAAGGUUGCAGCUCUUCAAGGAUUAUUUUGUUGAUGAACGAAAGAAGUUAGGGAGUACAAAGGCAGCAAGCAGCAAUGAAGUAAAAUGUGCCAUUGAUCAUAUCUUGGAGGCUGAAGAUAAGGGAGAAAUUAAUGAAGAUAAUGUCCUUUACAUUGUUGAGAAUAUUAACGUCGCUGCAAUUGAGACAACACUAUGGUCAAUCGAGUGGGGAAUAGCAGAAUUAGUGAAUCACCCAGAAAUUCAAACAAAGGUAAGAGAAGAAAUGGACAGAGUUUUAGGAAAAGGACACCAAAUUACAGAACCAGACACAACUAAAUUGCCCUACCUACAAGCAGUCAUCAAGGAAACUCUAAGACUACGAAUGGCUAUUCCUCUCCUAGUUCCUCACAUGAACUUACAUGAUGCUAAACUCGCGGGCUACGAUAUUCCAGCAGAGAGCAAGAUCCUAGUUAACGCGUGGUGGUUAGCUAACAAUCCCGCUCACUGGAAGGACCCUCACAAGUUUAGGCCAGAGCGAUUCUUAGAGGAGGAAUCUAAGGUCGAAGCCAAUGGAAACGACUUUCGAUAUCUUCCUUUUGGUGUAGGCCGAAGGAGUUGCCCUGGCAUCAUCCUUGCCCUUCCUAUACUCGGGAUUACUAUUGGUCGAUUGGUUCAAAAUUUCGAGCUCUUGCCACCUCCAGGACAGGCUAAGCUUGACACUACUGAGAAAGGUGGACAAUUCAGCUUGCAUAUUCUCAAGCACUCUACCAUUGUACUCAAGCCUAGGAACUAAACAACCUAUUCUUUUUGCUCUCGUCUUUGGCUGCCACCUUGUGCUUUUUUAUGGCAGUCUUGUUUCUUUACUUCAACUAUUUGGAUUAAAAUUUGUACUUGACAUGAAAUUUUAAGCAUAAGCGUCACAAUUUCAUGCGCUUGUA